GAAGGCAGCAGGUUGCCUGUUGUUGGCGCAGCAAGUGAAGCUUUAGAGUCCUUAAGAGUGUAACUAGCGGUCGUCUCUCCCUCUCUUGGCCUGUGCGACUUCCUCCUCGUUCGUCUCGACGUCGGAGAACUUUGCACGCACGCGCACCAGACCUAAACUCUUCUUCGACCUUCUUCUCCAUCGCCGCACGCAGCUCGCUCAUCGGUUUCUGCUGCUGCGAUUGCAGCCAUGGCCCUCCAGCUCGAGGAUCUGUCUGGCGAGCCUGGCCUCAAGCAGCUCGACGACUACCUGCUCUCGCGCAGCUACAUCUCAGGGUACCAGGCCUCGAGAGAUGAUUUGUCCGUGUACUUGGCCAUCAGCAAGACUCCCAGCGCCAAGUUCGUGAACCUGGCCAGAUGGUACGACCACAUCUCGGCUCUUCUGGGAUCAAGCUUCCCAGGAGCUGCCGCCGGAGUGAAGAUCGCUGGAUCGGCUGCCGCCACCGCCACCACGAGGGAAGUUGCUGCGCCCGCCGCUGCUCCUCCCACCCCCGAGACCGCCGCUGACGACUCUGCCGAGGCCCCCGCUGCCGAGGAAGACGACGAUGACGACGACGUCGACCUUUUCGGCGAGGAGACGGAGGAAGAGGCCGCCGCCGCAGCUGAGAGGGAGGCCGCCAAGAAGGCCUCGGGCAAGAAGAAGGAGAGCGGAAAGUCUUCGGUGCUUCUAGAUGUCAAGCCCUGGGACGACGAGACCGACAUGAAGAAGCUUGAGGAGGCCGUCCGAAGCGUAACUGCGGAGGGUCUUUUCUGGGGAGCUUCGAAACUGGUGCCCGUUGGUUACGGUAUCAAGAAGUUGCAGAUCAUGAUGACCAUCGAAGAUGAUCUUGUCUCCCCGGACAACCUGAUCGAGGACUACUUGACCGCCGAGCCCUGUAACGAAUUCAUCCAGAGUUGCGACAUCGUUGCAUUCAACAAGAUUUAAAUUAGAGGAAUCUUUUUUUUCCUAAACGAAUUAUGUGAAGUGAAGAGGGCUGCAAAAGGAUCCCUUGCGGUUUUGGUUAUAAAUAUUCUUUGAAAAUUAUUCAACCAUCACGGUGUCGGUGUCAACGUCGGUGUCUUGAUGUAUGAGAGGUUUUGCUAUCUGUCUCUCAUCUCUCCUUCGAGGAUGUAUGUGGUCCUUGGACUUGACGACAACCAACAUUCCACUUGUCGCUUGCUCCAGAGUUGAAUGAAAUGGGGCAAUCGGCCUGCUCUUGCUUCUCCUACAGACUAAGUGCGCGUAUAGCUAUGUUUUAGUCACGUGGAUUGCUAUCUCG
Messenger RNA from Marchantia polymorpha subsp. ruderalis, 1297 nucleotides. The record is from the annotation of a GenBank genome assembly. NCBI's taxonomy places the organism in Eukaryota, Viridiplantae, Streptophyta, Marchantiopsida, Marchantiales, Marchantiaceae.